AUGCCUGACAAUCAAUCAAGUGAAAACGAUAAACAGAAAGGAGGUAGCUCAUCUGGUGGCAAUAAAAAAAGUGAAAAAUUAGACGGAAGACCUAAAAUUGAUACAUUUAAUAAUAAAAAUGGACUAGCUAUAAAAACAUAUGCAUGGGAAAUAAAAAAUCCUGUGGCUAUUUUAUUUUUAGUUCAUGGAUUAAGUGGGAAUGCACGUUUUGAGUAUUUAAAACAUAAUGUUACAUUAGUAGGGUAUGAAAAAGCUAUACUAAAUGAUGCAGAUAAUUAUUAUAUAUAUAAAGGUAGUUGGGUUGAAGAAUUUAAUAAAAAAGGAAUAAGUGUAUAUGGGUUAGAUUUACAAGGUCAUGGUUUAUCAGAAGGAUGGGAAAACUUAGUGAAACAUGUUAGAGAAUUUGAUGAUAUGGUUUAUGAUGUUUUACAAUUUAUUAAUAGAGUUCAUGAUACAUUAUGUUUAGAAAAAUAUAAGAGUAAUCUUAAUAGUGGUGAAAAUGCAAAUUCUCUACAUAAUAAUAUUAUAAAUACAAAAUUACCUCCAUUUUAUAUUAUGGGCCAAUCAAUGGGAGGAAAUAUAUCUUUGCGUCUUUUAGAAACGUUAGAAAAAUCGAAAGAUAUAACAGCUAAUAAUAAUAAAAUAAAUAUAAGAGGUGCUAUAUCAUUAGCAGGUAUGAUAUCCAUCGAUGAAAUGCUAAAAAAACCUUCAUUUAAAUAUUUUUAUAUGCCAUUUGGAAAAAUGUUAUCAGCAACUUUUCCUAGUUUACGAAUUCUUCCGCCAUUAGAAUUUAAGAAAUUCCCAUACGUAAAUGAUAUAUUUAAAUAUGAUAAAAAUGUAUCAUUAAGACCAGUUACUUGUAAGCUUGGUUAUGAAUUAUUUAGAGCUAUUGAAAAUUUAAAUAAUGAUAUUAGCUAUUUGCCAAAAGAUGUACCAUUAUUAUUUGUUCAUUCACGGGAGGAUACUGCUUGCUUUUUUGGUGGUGUUCAAAGAUUUUUUAAUAACGUCAAAUCAAAUAAUAAAGAACUAUUUGCUUUAGACGAUAUGGAUCAUGUUUUAACUAUGGAACCAGGAAACGAACGAAUUUUAAAAAAAGUCACAGAGUGGAUUCUAAACCUAUCAUCCCGCAACUAA
Messenger RNA from Plasmodium vinckei vinckei, 1134 nucleotides. Its product is annotated as lysophospholipase, putative. Gene Ontology annotation, cellular component: membrane. NCBI's taxonomy places the organism in Eukaryota, Apicomplexa, Aconoidasida, Haemosporida, Plasmodiidae. The transcript has a single exon. The coding region runs from base 1 to 1134 and encodes 377 amino acids. Gene Ontology annotation, molecular function: lipase activity. The record is from RefSeq and is a predicted model, not a curated record.